Molecule: messenger RNA, 990 nt
Organism: Mus pahari (shrew mouse)
Lineage: Eukaryota; Metazoa; Chordata; Mammalia; Rodentia; Muridae
Gene: Ms4a7
Product: membrane spanning 4-domains A7
Exons: 7
Coding region: 154-867 (237 amino acids)
Biological process (GO): cell surface receptor signaling pathway
Cellular component (GO): plasma membrane; trans-Golgi network
Source: RefSeq, a predicted model, not a curated record
ACACAAAAUGCCUGAGUGUCAAAGGCAGACAGUGCAACUUCUGGAGGAAACAGCUGGUGAGAGGUCGAGUCUGAGUUCUCCCGGGAGCAGAGUAAGCAGGCCCAGGAGCUACAGCACACAGGACAGGGCUGUGAGAACAGCAUCUUUGGCAUCAUGCGUCUACAGCUUGGCACCAAGAGCAUUGGGUGGGACUGCUUUCCAAAGGACAUCAUUAUCCACAAAAGAGAGAAAGCUGGACAUACACAUGAAAAAGAAGAUGACCUGCUGAUUGGUGUGCCUAGUGAAGCCACAGUCCUUGGAACCAUCCAGCUACUGUGUGCCCUGGUGCUUGCAAGCUUUGGCGGCAUUUUGGUGUCAGCUUCCUACUCUUCCUACUUCAACCCAGAACCUUCCGCCACUUUGAUAUCUGGAUACCUGUUUAUUGGAUCCCUCUGUUUUGCUAUUGCUGGAAUUCUCUCUAUUAUCUCUGAAAAAAUCUCAAGCAAACCCUUUGCACUGAGCAGCCUGGCCUCCAAUGUAGCAAGCUCUGUUGUUGCUAUCAUUGGCCUCUUCCUCUUCACCUAUUGCCUGAUAGCCGUGGGGACUGCUUUUCCACACUGUAACUCAGAAAAGAAAUUCCUGUCCUUAUUGUCUUACUUGAAAUCCCACCAUUGGAAGAAUGAAGAGAAGAACUGUCACCUAACUUACGUCAGUGCUAUAAGUGCUCUGGGGCUGCUGCUGCUCUUCACUGUGCUGGAGGUUUUCCUAGCUGUAUACAGCUCUAUCUUUUGGUGGGGACAGCUCUACUCCAACCAACCCGGGGGUAUACUUUUCUUGCCUCAAUCACAAGAUCAUAUCCGACUUGUCAAAAGCAAUUUGUUGCAGUAAUGGAUAUGAAAUACAGAAGAAGAAAGAAGAAAUCUGUUGCUCACAGCAGAGUACAGUUAGACUUUCCUGAAAUCUCAGCUUUGGUAGAUCCUAAUAAACAUCUGAAGAAAAGCUCUCCUGUCA